Linderina pennispora is the source of this 857-nucleotide messenger RNA. RefSeq lists its product as uncharacterized. Bases 191 to 712 code for a protein of 173 amino acids. The transcript is spliced from 2 exons. NCBI's taxonomy places the organism in Eukaryota, Fungi, Kickxellomycota, Kickxellomycetes, Kickxellales, Kickxellaceae. The record is from RefSeq and is a predicted model, not a curated record.
GACUCCACGGCGCUCGAAUUGGCCAUUGGCACCGAGAAACGCAGCCCUUGGAUAGUGCUGAGUGUGCUCGAUGGCGAGUUCCCGCAGCUAGUCUGCUACGACCGCCGCAUCACGUUUGGGCGAAGCACCGCAAGCACCGUUCGUCUGGACGACGCCCACAUCAGCACCCACCAUUGCGAGGUUUUCCUGGAUGCUGACGAGCACGGCCUGCCAGUGCCUCGGCUCAAAAGCACAAGUCCAAACGGCACUUUUGUCAACGCUGAGCGGGUCGAGGAGACUGUCGAUCUGGGAGAAAACGACGAAAUCGUGCUGCUCUACGACAACAUCGGGGCAGCGGCUGCCGGGCGGGCGUGGUUGGGGCAGCACCGGGUGCUUGACAGUCACGGAUAUCCCGUGCUCAUUGGGUACAGGGUCGCCAUGGUUUGCUCAAGCGCGCAGUAGGUGGCGAGGCGGAUAUUUUCAGUGCUUUUGGAACCACCCCAAGGGCGGCAUUGCAAAACUGAUCAACCGACCUCGGUUUGUUUUCCUCCCUCAGCGUAACAUAAAAUCGCGCCUGGAACACUCUGGCUGUCCACGUCAACGUAAACAGUUUUUCUCACAGAGCCUUUUUUCUAUUGAUAAAAGUUUGCUUCUACAGCCCCUGCGCCUGCCCGGUAUCCCUCUCGUCCCCACGUUUCAUUCCAUUACUGCCUUUUACCAGCAUAUUGGGUAACAGGAUACUUUACAUAUGCAAUCACUAGUGCCCUCGACAAAGCUGGCUGCCCGCGCAUUGCGCCCCACCCAGCCCAUGCGCCGCCUCACGACUUCGCCACGCACACUGCAGGCGAUCACAGACCAGAGGCUGGCGCAGGUUCCCA